Molecule: messenger RNA, 1838 nt
Organism: Cornus florida
Lineage: Eukaryota; Viridiplantae; Streptophyta; Magnoliopsida; Cornales; Cornaceae
Product: cytochrome b561 and DOMON domain-containing protein At3g07570
Exons: 4
Coding region: 199-1296 (365 amino acids)
Source: RefSeq, a predicted model, not a curated record
UUUCAUCUUUAAUUAGUAUGCCAAUCUAUAUUUUAUUUAUAAACCAUGUUUGGCUUACAAUAUAACGUACACUAGAAAAAUAAACUUGCUAGGUCAACUGCUUCGAAUAACCUACUACAAUGGGGAGACAUAUAUGAUCAUCCACCACUUAAUUUACCCUUAUUAGACCACAGCAAAGAGAUCUAGAGAGAGAAAGAGAUGAAGACAUCCUUCGUAUUCAUUUCCUUCUUCUUUCUCGUCCUCGGUUUAUUAAUACCUGUGAAUUCACAAACAGAUUCAUGCAGUUCUAGUCUCAACCUCAAUGGUCAACUUCCGUUUGACACAACCACUUUCCAUUGCAACCCAGUGUGGGCUGCUCAAGGUUUCAUCCUCAGAUAUUCACAAGAUGUAGCAUCAAAUGUAUGGAGCUUUGUUCUCUCAGCACCCAACCCAGAUUCUUACAUAGCAAUUGGGUUUUCGUCGGAUGGGAAGAUGGUCGGGUCGAGCUCCAUCGUGGGGUGGGUAAUGCCCGGUGGUACGCCGAUUAUGAAAAGGUAUUAUCUAGGGGGACAAUCACCAGAAAAAGUGGUGGUUGAUCAAGGAAGCCUACCUUUAACCAAUACAUCGAAAAUCGUACCCGAUUCGUCUCAUAUCCAUAUGGCGUUUCAGUUGAAUACGAACCAGCCGCAGUCUAGGCUCAUAUAUGCCGUCGGACAGGCCGGUCGGUAUCCCGGUGCCGGCCCCGACUACGUCUUGUUUCAACACAGUGACGUGGUCUCCACCAGUUUCAAUUUUGUGACCGGUCAGACUAAAACAGUAAGCCCAUAUAAAAGUCUGAGGAGAAGCCAUGGAGUGUUGAACAUGUUGGGAUGGGGUGUUUUAAUGCCCAUUGGUGUGAUGGUUGCUCGAUACCUGAAGCAAAUGGAUCCAAUCUGGUUUUAUUCUCACAUUUGCAUUCAAUUAUUUGGUUUUAUAUUUGGAGUAGCAGGUGUCAUUUGUGGUUUUGUUUUAGAAGAUAAGCUUGCUGCCAAUGUUAAAAAGCACAAAGGCCUUGGUGUCUUCAUUCUCACACUUGGGUGCCUCCAGGUUUUGGCAUUUUUGGCUCGGCCGGACAAGGGGUCAAAAUACAGGAAAUACUGGAAUUGGUACCAUUACAGUGUUGGGAGGGUGUUGAUAUUUUUUGCAGCUAUAAAUAUAUUUUAUGGAAUUCAUUUGGGUAGUGCCGGAAGUGGAUGGAAUGCUGGUUAUGGGAUUGUUCUAGCUGGCUUGUUCUUAGUCGCUGUUGUUUUAGAGUUGAGAAUGCGUAUGAGAAAUUAACUUCUUUUGUUUGUUGUGUAGCUUCAUUAAUUUGUUCCAUUUACAUUGUUUGUAGCAUUUUUUUUUUUAAUAAAAUGUACUCCCUUGCUCUACCACAUAUGUUAUCUAUAUAUUUUUGCAGGCAAUUUUGUUGUUAAUGGCUACUAAUCAUCUCCCUCUAUACUAAUAAUAAUAUUUUGUAUCGCCAACUCAUCGGGUGUGUAUUUAUUUAUUUUCUUAAUAGUAAUAGGAUAACUCUGUUAUUUUGAAAUUAUAUCAUGGAGGUGAUGAUUACUGCUGAAAUAGUGUCUUCUUCUUCUUCUUCUUCUUCUUUUUUUCUUUUUUUUCUUUUUUUUUUUUUUGGUAAAAAAGGAAAAUAGUUUAGAAAGUUUAUUCUAAAAGUAGAAGUUCUGGAAUUUCUAUUGCACUCUAUCUUAAAUUAAUUGAAGGUCUUAAAUAUUGAAGGUCUUGAUUUAAGCUAAACUACACUUUAUACAAAAAUAAAUCCCAUUUUUUGACAAGGUGAUUGAUUAUAUUAAAAAAAAUCGUUGUUUUGGUCAUUU